Messenger RNA from Cornus florida, 1598 nucleotides. RefSeq names its product glyceraldehyde-3-phosphate dehydrogenase B, chloroplastic. Gene Ontology annotation, molecular function: NADP binding; NAD binding; glyceraldehyde-3-phosphate dehydrogenase (NAD+) (phosphorylating) activity. Gene Ontology annotation, biological process: glucose metabolic process. The transcript is spliced from 9 exons. The record is from RefSeq and is a predicted model, not a curated record. Gene Ontology annotation, cellular component: chloroplast. The coding region runs from base 84 to 1433 and encodes 449 amino acids. Lineage: Eukaryota; Viridiplantae; Streptophyta; Magnoliopsida; Cornales; Cornaceae.
AUAUAACAGUAUAUAUAUAUUAUAUUCAAGAAGUUGUAUAUAUAUAUGUUGAGGAAGUUGUACUCCUAGUAUUAGUUGCAGCCAUGGCCACCCAUGCAGCUUUGGCUUCUACAAGACUCCCAACCACCACAAGGCUUCCUUCCAAGACCUCCCACUCUCAAUGUUUCUCCAAGAGGCUGGAGGUAGCAGAAUUCUCGGGGCUUCGAUCCGGUGCAUGCGUGACCUUAGCCAAGAAUGCUAGGGAGGCAUCCUUCUCUGAAGUAGUGGCAUCCCAACUUACCCCCAAGAUUGCAGGAUCAACCCCUGUUAAGGGAGAAACGGUUGCGAAAUUGAAGGUGGCAAUUAACGGUUUUGGUCGCAUCGGCAGGAACUUCCUACGGUGCUGGCAUGGCCGCAAGGACUCACCGCUUGAAGUUAUUGUUGUUAACGACAGUGGUGGUGUCAAGAAUGCAUCUCACUUGCUGAAAUACGACUCGAUGCUUGGUAUUUUCAAGGCAGAUGUGAAAAUAGUGGACAAUGAAACCAUUAGCGUUGAUGGUAAGCCCAUCAAAGUUGUCUCUAACAGGGACCCUCUGAAGCUCCCUUGGGCUGAACUUGGCAUUGACAUUGUUAUUGAGGGAACAGGCGUGUUUGUGGAUGGCCCAGGUGCUGGGAAGCACAUCCAAGCUGGAGCCAAGAAAGUUAUCAUCACUGCUCCAGCAAAAGGGGCUGACAUUCCAACCUAUGUUGUCGGGGUAAAUGAAGGAGACUAUGACCAUGAGGUUGCUAACAUUGUAAGCAAUGCUUCUUGCACCACAAAUUGUUUGGCUCCUUUCGUGAAGGUCUUGGAUGAAGAACUCGGCAUUGUCAAGGGAACUAUGACCACCACUCAUUCCUAUACCGGUGACCAGAGGUUGUUAGAUGCUUCACACCGGGACUUGAGGCGAGCUAGAGCUGCAGCACUGAACAUCGUCCCAACAAGCACGGGUGCAGCAAAGGCUGUGUCUCUAGUGCUACCUCAACUAAAGGGAAAGCUCAAUGGUAUCGCACUCCGUGUGCCCACACCAAACGUAUCUGUUGUUGACCUUGUUGUAAAUGUUGCGAAGAAAGGAAUUUCAGCCGAAGAUGUCAAUGCAGCCUUUAGAAAGGCAGCAGAAGGUCCACUGAAAGGCAUAUUGGCAGUAUGUGAUGUCCCUCUUGUGUCAGUAGACUUCCGGUGCUCUGAUGUCUCAUCCACCAUUGAUUCAUCUUUGACAAUGGUCAUGGGAGAUGAUAUGGUAAAGGUGGUGGCCUGGUAUGACAACGAAUGGGGAUACAGCCAACGGGUUGUCGAUUUGGCACAUCUGGUGGCAAGCAAAUGGCCGGGCAUGCCUGCAGUAGGAAGCGGUGACCCACUGGAAGAUUUCUGCAAAACAAACCCUGCUGAUGAGGAGUGCAAAGUUUAUGAAGCGUAGAUGGUUUGCUUUAUUUUUCUUCCUUUUUGGCUUGUCGAAAACUAUUUAAUUUCCUCAGGGGCCAAGGAUUUUCAUUAUUCUUUGUCACUAAAAUGCCCAUUUUGCAAUGAUAAUUGAGAAUACUACUAGUAGAAUUCUAAUAAAUUAAAAUGGUGCUUCAGCUCA